Molecule: messenger RNA, 2281 nt
Organism: Zingiber officinale
Lineage: Eukaryota; Viridiplantae; Streptophyta; Magnoliopsida; Zingiberales; Zingiberaceae
Product: vacuolar protein sorting-associated protein 45 homolog
Exons: 13
Coding region: 208-1905 (565 amino acids)
Biological process (GO): vesicle-mediated transport; intracellular protein transport
Cellular component (GO): Golgi membrane
Source: RefSeq, a predicted model, not a curated record
CAUCAAAGUAAACACACGUCUAUCGUCGAAUAACCAUGUUCUAUGCGAACUCUGGUCUCCAAUUCCUCCGGCAGUCCGCGAUCAGCAUCCCCCCUCUGCACUCCGCCACCUCAACCUCCCUCCUUUCCAGCUUCGCCUUUGUCCGGUGAAGGCGCCAAGGGAUCCCUUUUCUGACUGUCCUCCGUCGCUGUUGGUGGAGAAGAAAAGAUGGUGCUGAUCUCUCUGGUUCGUGACUACAUCGGGCGGAUGCUGCAGGACAUCCCCGGAAUGAAAGUCCUCAUCCUUGAUUCGCAAACUGUCAGCAUUGUAAGUGUUGCAUAUAGUCAAUCAGAGCUGCUCAAGAAGGAGGUAUUUUUGGUGGAACUUGUUGAUUCCAUGUCCAAGGAAACAAUGAGUCACCUAAAAGCAGUUUACUUUCUCCGUCCAUCCAAUGAGAAUAUCCAAAAAUUACGACGUCAAUUGGCCAACCCCAGAUUUGGAGAAUAUCACCUAUUUUUCUCCAAUAUUUUGAAAAUUACCCAGAUUCAAGUACUUGCAGACUCUGACGAACAGGAAGUUGUACACCAAAUUCAAGAGUUCUUUGCUGACUUUUGUGCCAUUGAUCCUUUCCAUUUCACUUUAAACAUUCCAAUGCAUCACAUAUACAUGCUGCCAACCGUUGUGGAUCCUCCAAGUUCCCAAAGUUUCUGUGAUCGAGCAGUUGAUGGGAUUGCUGGUGUUUUUUUAGCACUCAAGCGUCGUCCUGUUAUUAGGUAUCAGCGAACUUCUGAUAUUGCUAAAAGAAUAGCACAAGAAACUGCAAAACUUAUGUAUGAGCAAGAAAGUGGUCUGUUUGAUUUUAGGCGUACGGAGUUCUCCCCGUUGUUGCUUGUAAUUGACCGGAGGGAUGAUCCAGUUACACCCCUACUGAACCAAUGGACAUAUCAAGCAAUGGUUCAUGAGCUAAUUGGAAUUGAAGAUAAUAAAGUAGAUUUGAGGAACAUUGGCAAAGUCUCCAAAGAUCAGCAGGAGGUGGUGCUUUCAUCAGAACAAGAUAACUUCUUCAAAGCUAACAUGUAUGAGAAUUUUGGGGACCUCGGAAUGAAUAUUAAGACAAUGGUGGAUGAGUUUCAGCAGGUGGCAAAGAGUAAUCAAAACAUUCAGACAAUAGACGAUAUGGCAAAAUUUGUGGACAAUUACCCCGAGUACCGAAAGAUGCAAGGAAAUGUUUCAAAGCAUGUAACAAUGGUUACAGAAAUGAGUAGAAUUGUUGAUGAGAGAAAGCUCAUGACUGUUUCACAAACUGAACAAGAGCUUGCUUGUAAUGGUGGACAAGCAGCAGCAUUCGAGGCUGUCACCAAUCUUCUGAAUAAUGAAGCUAUUUCUGACGUGGAUCGAUUGCGGCUAGUAAUGUUGUAUGCCUUACGCUAUGAGAAAGAGAGCCCAGUUCAAUUGAUGCAACUUUUCAACAAGUUAGCUUCUUGUUCUGCAAAAUAUAAGCCUGGGCUUGUCCAAUUCCUCCUAAAGCAAGCAGGAGUUGAUAGGCGAACUGGAGAUCUCUAUGGUAAUCGUGAUCUACUGAACAUUGCUCGGAAUAUGGCCCGUGGACUUAAGGGUGUUGAGAAUGUGUAUACUCAACAUCAGCCACUUCUAUUCCAAACAAUGGAAAGCAUCAUCAAAGGACGACUAAGAGAAGUUGACUAUCCAUUUAUCGGCAAUCACUUUCAACAAGGGAGACCUCAGGAUGUAGUGAUAUUCAUUGUUGGGGGGACAACAUACGAGGAGGCUCGCACCGUGGCUCUGCACAAUGCUUCAAAUUCCGGAACACGUUUCAUACUUGGAGGCACAGCAGUUCUCAACUCCAGGAGGUUCUUAAGAGACCUAGAAGAGGCACAAGCGAUAUCACGCAAGAGCAAUGCCAUCUAAAUUUAGCACUAAGAGUCCGAUUACUUGAAUGAAAGUAAGAAACAGGAGGGAACAUAUCAGAAGCUACUUGAAUGAAAGUAAGAAACAGGAGGGAACAUAUCACAAGCUAAGAAAGCACCUUUUUGUAUCAUUUUUUUCUCCUCUACGUCUAUCUUCGAUACAAGUAAUCGGCCCUAAGAGUUAGAGCUUAUGGAAAUGCCCAGUCUUGGAUGGUUUGAAACUGUCUCUGAGCACUAGAUUGGUUAUGGCAAAUGCUACACAUACAGGGUGGUCUUGCUUCAGGAGACCCUCAAAGGGGCACAAUUGUGUAGUUUAGAUUUGACUAUGCGUGUUCAUUGUUUACAGGCAAAAAAAAUAAAAAUUCUUCUUUUUUCUA